Adelges cooleyi (spruce gall adelgid) is the source of this 977-nucleotide messenger RNA. Its product is annotated as glutathione S-transferase 1-like. The transcript has 6 exons. The coding region runs from base 118 to 771 and encodes 217 amino acids. Gene Ontology annotation, biological process: glutathione metabolic process. Lineage: Eukaryota; Metazoa; Arthropoda; Insecta; Hemiptera; Adelgidae. The record is from RefSeq and is a predicted model, not a curated record. Gene Ontology annotation, molecular function: glutathione transferase activity.
UUAAAUAUAACCGGCACGCUAGCACCGGCCACAAUAUUAUUACACUCGAGCAGUCGACACAAGCAGUGUUUUCCAUUCAGUCAAUAGAAGCACAUUAUAUUCAACAACACAGUCAGAAUGACGGUCGAUUUUUACUACACCCCGGGCAGCCCACCGUGCAGAGCUGUUUUGCUCGCAGCCAAAGCCAUCGGUCUGGAGUUGAACUUGAAACCCUUGGAUCUCCAUCACGGCGAACACUUGAAACCGGAAUUCGUCAAGAUAAAUCCCCAGCACUGUGUUCCCACUUUGGUCGACGGCGAUCUAGUACUUUGGGAAAGUCGUGCCAUCAUCGUGUACUUGGUACAGAAAUACGGCAAAGACGAUUCGCUGUACCCCAAAGACCCCAAGAAGCAAGCGUUGGUCAACCAGAGAUUGUACUUUGACAUUGGCACCUUGUACGCGGCCUUUGCCGACCAAUACUAUCCGUACAUUUUCGCCGGUGUGCCCAAAACCGACGACAAAGAAAAGAAGAUAGCCGAGGCCUUGCUGUUGUUGGACACUUAUUACUUGAGCGGUACCGCGUGGGCGGCCGGCGAUUCCAUCACGCUCGCCGACUUAAGUUUGGCGGCUUCCGUGUCCACGAUCGAGGCCGUGGACUUUGAUCUGUCGCCGUUCCCGAACGUGUCCAAGUGGCUGUCGAAGGCCAAGACCACGUUGCCGGGUUACCAGGAGCUAAACCAAAAGGGAAUCGAUGGGUUCAAAAUCAUGGUGGCCAACCUCACUAAGAAAUAAUAGCAAUAACGUUUUUAUUUUGUUUUUUUAUUUCACCACUACAAUAACGUUUAAUUUACGAAAACACCAUUAUACGCAUAUUUUUAUGAUAUUUAUUUUUGCACGUUGGCAAUCGCAUGAUGUAACAUCGUAUGUAUGUAUAUUUUUUUUUUUACAAAUAUUUAUUUAUAGAAAUACCGAAUACACGAUCAAUUUUUUAGUCGGUA